CUGGCCAAGCAGCUUCCACUGCUGGUGUGGGAGGAUGGAUUGUAGGAGAAGAGAGACAGUGCUGAAGUCAAUCUCGCCCCUGAGGAGUUGCAGCUGGACUAAUUACUAAAGAGUAGGAACAGACCUGCCCUUAAUACAGCACAGCUGUGUCCAAUAAGGAUGGUCCAGUAAGGAUGGAUGUUAUAAAAGAGUGGCUUAGGCUGGUCAAGAGAGAGUUGGGAGUCAGCUGCUGUGAGGAGCAAGGGUUAGGCAGGUGUGCUAGGGACAGAAGGGGUCAGGUGUUCAUGUUAGGAAGAGUAAGGGUCAGUAUGUGCUGCUGGGACAGAUGGGGUCAGGCAGUUGUGCUGGGGACAGGAAGUCAGCCAGCUGAGCAGAAGAAAGAGAAAAGGGUGAGGGUUGUGAGAAGCUGCCUGUGAGCACUCACAGAGAGGUGGUCUGAAAGUCUUGCAGUAAGAUAACAACCUAACAGUGACAGUUCCCACCCGCCCUCGGCUGGUGCCAAGCGCCAACGCCAACAAUUAGUGGCCUGUAUAGGGAUGAGUUCCGACAUGGUGGCUUUUUAGGAUUCAGGAGCUUGUGGAGCAAGUUAAAGGAAUAGCAGACACAAAUGGCUUUGACUGAGAAGGUCUGUAUGAUUGUUUUCUUGAAAUAGAGCAUAAAGUAGCUGAAACCUAUUCAAGAAAGAAGAAUUUCGCUCAAAAACCACACAAGAUAAGCUCUUGUAUAACUUUGGCUACUACCCUAGACUAAACCUAUUUGAAAGGGGUUUUCUUCUGAGUGGUGUGAAGAAUGAAGAGUAAUAUGGUUAAAACAGAUUUCCCUUAUACAAGUGAUAUGAAAGGUGAAUAUUUCAUUUGUUUUAAAUCAAGUCAUCCUGCUGUCAUUAGAAAUCUCAGAGGUUCAGCCUUGUAGAAGGAUUUAAAGGCAGCACUUCAACAAUAAUCGGAUUAGAAGGACUUGCAUAGCUCCAUGGUCUAAAAACAAGAUAAAAGAAACCAGAGUUCAAACUUGCCACAAAGCAAGGCAGUGAGUUGUGUGGUGCAGAAUCAACCCACGGUCCUGAGCCAGUGAUUUUGGCAACCUGAAGCAGGGAUGCCUGCAGAUUUCAAUGGGUACUGGAAAAUGGUCAGCAAUGACAAUUUUGAGGAGUAUCUGAAAGCACUGGAUGUAAAUGUUGCUGUAAGAAAAAUAGCAAACUUACUAAAGCCUGACAAGGAAAUCCUUCAAAACGGGGAUCAUAUGAUCAUUAAAACACUAAGCACUUUUAGAAACUACAUCAUGGAAUUUGAUGUAGGGAAGGAGUUUGAGGAGGAUUUAUCUGGGGUGGAUGACCGCAAGUGCAUGACUACUGUGUCUUGGGAUGGAGAUAAGCUGCUUUGUGUACAGAAUGGAGAGAAGGAAGGCCGUGGCUGGACCCAGUGGAUUGAAGGAGAUGAAAUGCACUUGGAAAUAAGAGUGUGUGGAGUCACAUGUAAGCAGGUCUUUAAGAAGGUGCAGUGAGCUACUGCUGCUACAGGAGUGAAGAACAACAGAAUUUACUGACUUGCCAGCUCCAAAUACUAGUACUGAGCAUCGUCAGCAGCAAGAGCAAACACAGAAAUGAAGAUCGCAUUAGAACCAUAUAGCUGGAAUAAAAUAUUUUUAGGAAAUUGAAAAAAAUGACUGCAAAUAAAACUACUUUUAGAAGUGCCAAUUAAAGAUACUAAACUCUCUAAA
Molecule: messenger RNA, 1716 nt
Organism: Lonchura striata (white-rumped munia)
Lineage: Eukaryota; Metazoa; Chordata; Aves; Passeriformes; Estrildidae
Gene: RBP1
Product: retinol binding protein 1
Biological process (GO): retinoic acid biosynthetic process; vitamin A metabolic process
Cellular component (GO): cytosol
Molecular function (GO): lipid binding
Source: RefSeq, a predicted model, not a curated record